UUGCUUACAUAUUUUAUAAAUAUAUAUAAUUAACAAGUAUAUAAAAUCAAAGUUUCAAAAGACUUUAUUAAAUAUGUCUCGCAAAGAAGCUUUAUCACAAUUUAUCAACCAAAUCCAUGGCCGGCCUGUAGUGGUAAAACUAAACAGUGGUGUCGAUUAUAGAGGAGUUUUAGCUUGUUUGGAUGGCUACAUGAAUAUAGCUUUGGAUCAGACUGAGGAAUAUGUAAAUGGUCAAUUGAAAAAUAAAUACGGUGAUGCUUUUAUACGUGGCAAUAAUGUUUUAUAUAUAUCCACGCAAAAGCGACGAGUUUGAUUAAGACAAUUUUUGAAAA
Molecule: messenger RNA, 332 nt
Organism: Glossina fuscipes
Lineage: Eukaryota; Metazoa; Arthropoda; Insecta; Diptera; Glossinidae
Product: U6 snRNA-associated Sm-like protein LSm6
Exons: 2
Coding region: 74-313 (79 amino acids)
Biological process (GO): mRNA splicing, via spliceosome; maturation of SSU-rRNA
Cellular component (GO): U6 snRNP; sno(s)RNA-containing ribonucleoprotein complex; nucleolus
Molecular function (GO): RNA binding
Source: RefSeq, a predicted model, not a curated record